Culex pipiens pallens (northern house mosquito) is the source of this 2287-nucleotide messenger RNA. RefSeq names its product Na(+)/H(+) exchange regulatory cofactor NHE-RF1. Gene Ontology annotation, molecular function: protein-membrane adaptor activity; protein binding. NCBI's taxonomy places the organism in Eukaryota, Metazoa, Arthropoda, Insecta, Diptera, Culicidae. The transcript has 2 exons. Gene Ontology annotation, biological process: protein localization to plasma membrane. Gene Ontology annotation, cellular component: apical plasma membrane. The coding region runs from base 587 to 1450 and encodes 287 amino acids. The record is from RefSeq and is a predicted model, not a curated record.
CGACGACGACGACGACAACAACGCAAAAGGAACCUCAAGAGAAUCCCGCAGGAGAAGAGUAGGCUUGUUGCAAGCUGCAGAACCUCGAGAAGAACGGUCAAGAAGAAGUUUGCCAAGUUCAGUGCGUUGUUACAUCGGCGGCGGCCAGGAAUACAGGUUCUGAACGAGAGAGAAAACGAAGCCCGCGACGACGACCAGGUUGUUGUUCACCAUCGGAAAAAAAAGUGUCGAGGUGUGCGUUUUGUGUUUCAGUGUUUUCAGAGAGUGGUAGAGGAAGAAGUAGCAGAAGAAGAAGUUUCCGAGAAUAAGAAGACGAAGAAGAGAGUUCUGGACAAGAAGUCUCUCUAGGUGCGAGUUGUUAUUGAACGCUGUUUUUGUGUGCGGACUUUGGUGAAGCUUGUUGUGUGUGCAGUUUUGCGGCAUAAUUUUGAUCGAGAAACGAAAAGUGAAGACCUCAUCGUUAGUUGCGUGAUUUGCGUGGUUGGAAAAAGUCUAUCAAAACGCAAUCACUCACUCUCUCGCGCGGGUUCCGUAAGCCAGUUCGUCCCAGCGCGCUCAGUACCGCGUAGUACCAGCUGCUGAUAAGAUGUCCAGCAAAACCGCUGCCACCCCGGCUCCGGCCACCACCAACGGAUCAUCGGAACUCAAGUACGAGGCCCGGCUGUGUCACGUCGUGAAGCGAGCCGAUUUCGACGGGUACGGGUUCAACCUGCACGCGGAGAAGGGCCGCCCGGGGCAGUACAUCGGGAAGGUGGACGAUGGGUCGCCGGCGGAGUCCGCUGGUCUGCGCCAGGGCGACCGGAUCAUCGAGGUCAACGGGACGAACAUUACGAGCGAGACGCACAAGAAGGUCGUGGAGCUGAUCAAGGCCGUACCGAACGAGACCAAGCUGCUGGUGAUUGACCCGCGGGCUGAGGGUGCGGACCUGAAGGCGGCGAUCGCCAAGAGUGGAACGGUGGUGGUGAAGAAUCCGGGUGUGGACGUGAAUGAUAACAGCAAACAGCAGUCGCCGAUGGAGAAGGAGAAGGUGGUGUCGAAUGGGAAGGACAGUCUGAACGACAGCAACAAGAAGCAUGACGUCAACGGAACGUCCGAGGAUGCCAACAACAAGAAGAAUGCCGCCGCAAACAACAACGUGGACACGAGUGCUAAUAAAAUGGUCAAUGGCAACGGCGCGGCCGCUGGAGAUGUGAAGCCAAAGUCAAAGCCCGUCGUCGAUCAGAUCAUCGAGGACACCAAGGCCUUGUCGAUGGCCAAUGGUAAUGGUGCCAAGGCGGCGGAGGCCAACGGCAAGCAGAACGGAAGCACCCCCGUGAAGGAAGCUCCCAAGCUGAACCUCAACAUGACGGCGGCGGAACUCCGCGCGCAGCUCGCGGCCCGGAAGAAGUACGACCCAAAGAACGACGUGUGUGAUCUGCGCAAAAAGUACGAAAUCAUCCAGAAGAUGUGAAGUGCAAACCCCGUUUGUUCAGUGUGUGCGACCUUGUACUUGUAGAAUUCUGGAAAAUGUUGCAGUAUUCGUUUUUUUUCGAGGGGGGAACCACCCUAACCGCGUUAUUAUUAGUAUUUGUACAGAGAAAUUUACCGAUAAAAGUGAGAGAAAAUUAAUUUAGUUACAAAAAAAAAACAAACUAAUAACGUUAAAAAAGUUCACCCCGCGAAGAGUGUUAAUCUCGACGAAAAAAUCGAAGAGUCGUUAUCAGCGAACUGAUAAGACCACAAUAAAAAAUGCGCGAGAUAAAAACAAAGGAAGUUAACAAAAUGAACAAUAAAAAAAAUCGGCACCGCACAACACACAUCAAAAUCCAAUGUAAUAUAGUGAAGUCUAAACAGAAAUAAAAAAAAUCCAGCGAAGAGUUGAGAGAGUACACAAUAAAUUAAUUAGCAAUCAAAGAAUCGUAGAAGGCGGCGGCGAAGUCGCCCGGAAUCUGCGCAUUCCUGAAGCGUGCGCGACAUUUGUACCACGUUUGCAAGGGACCGAUAACGCGGCCUACUAGGUGUGGGUGACGAGAAUGGGACGUGAGGUGAACGAAACGAAAAAAAAAUUGAUGAUGAAAUGUGCCAAAAUUGAAUUGCGAUGCAAGUGCAAACUGGAAUGGAACUCUAUUUCCUCAAAUCUGUGUGUGUUUUUUAAAAAAAAUGAUUGUUUAGUGAGGGAGUUGUGGAGGAAGAAGAAAAAGAAAAAUGAUUAAGGACAAAUAUGUGUUACGCAAAGAAAAACGCAGAAAAGGUUGAAAGUAUAAUGUAUGAUGCAUAUAAUGAAUAAAAUAUUAUAUUUAUAGCGAAA